This is a messenger RNA of Poecilia reticulata (guppy), 1448 nucleotides long. It is a transcript of the gene gemin6, whose product is annotated as gem (nuclear organelle) associated protein 6. Gene Ontology annotation, biological process: spliceosomal complex assembly; spliceosomal snRNP assembly. The record is from RefSeq and is a predicted model, not a curated record. Gene Ontology annotation, cellular component: SMN complex; nucleus. NCBI's taxonomy places the organism in Eukaryota, Metazoa, Chordata, Actinopteri, Cyprinodontiformes, Poeciliidae.
AGGAGGCAGCAUCAGAGGGCGGAGCCAACACCUCCAACAGCCAAUCAGAGAACAGGAACAUCCUGCCACAGACGGAGGCGGGGCCAGAGCCAACAGAACCGUCAACAGAACCACCAACAGAACCAUCAUCAGAACCGCAGUGUGUAAUAUGCUAUAAUAAUUUGCACUAAUGUUAUCCACUCCGUAAAAUAAAUAUGAAGUAUGUGCUGGUGGGCGGGCUCAGCUGCUCUCAGCUUGUUGCUGUAAUUUCCGGUGCGCCACAAGGGGGCAGCAUCCUCUCACCUGUUGGCUACUUGCUGAACCAGACUCCGGUAUAUUUCCCGCUAAUUUAACAACUUCCGCCUGUUAAUCAAACCUAUUGAUCUACGCCUGUGAUCACAUGAAACAAACACCACGGACAACACCUGAGGACACGUGCAGCAGGCCUGCAGGGGGCAGCAGCGGCUGCUUGUGGAGCAAAAGCGGAACUCUUGUGUUUGUCAUGUUUCCUUCGGACUUCUGCAGCGCGGGACCGGUGUUCAGAAGAGAGCUGAUGACUGACUACUGAUCAGAGGACCGUGAUGCAGUGCGGCUGGCUUCAUUCAGGUCCGCAGCUGUGGCUCCGCUGCGUCCACAGACAGGUGAGGGUGACGGCGGGAAAGCAGCGGGAGGAGCACAGCGGCUGGCUGCUGACCGUGGACCCGGUCUCCCACAGUGUGGCUCUGGUGAGCUUCGGGGAGGUCGGUGCGUCGGUCCGGGUGGUUCUAGGUCACGCCGUGGAACACGUGGAGGUUCUGCAGGAACCGGAUCCGGACACUGAGGAGCGGCUCCGCUCACUCCUCCCGCCUCCGGAGACCGGUGGCCCGGAUCCGGACGAGCGAUUCCGGAGGAGGUCUCGAGUCCGCCGCUGGCUCCAGCAGAACCGGGUUCCGGUGGAGGAGGAUGGGAACGAACUUCGGGUCGCCCGUGUUCUGACCAUCCGGUCCCCAUAUCGACCCGACGACUGCAGCAGCGCCAACCAGAUCAUCCUGGACCGGGUCCAGAGACUGCUUCGGGUCCAGCCCGACCAGGUUCCAGAUGGACCCGUUCCACCUGGAACCAGUGACGGAUUAUAAAGGGCAUUGAGACGAAUCCAGAGCGGUUCUGGUUCAGUCUGGCUUUAGAUGAGCCGUUUCUACCAAACAAGUUUCUGGACCACAGUGGAUCUAUCAGAAGCUCCUGAACAGAACCAGGUGGAAACGGGUCACGCAAUCGGGUGCGUUUAAAUCUGAAGCCCCGCCCUUUCCUGCUGGUCUCCUCCAAUCAGCUGAUCAUGAAUCAGUUUAGUUUGAACCCUUUCAAACCAAUCUGACUUUCCGGUACCGUUGUGUUUCUCUGGACCUGUCAGCUAGUUGGGUUAAAAGUUCUCCAGAACCGUCCCACGGACAAUGCGGUCCCGAUUGAUCAAAUAAAUCAGAUUCUACCAUUAA